AUGAAUGGUAUAUACGGGCUCCGUGAAUCAUGGAUUCUAGCUUAUUAUCGCGAAGAAGAAAUGUCCGGACUUAUGCAGACAUCAUCUAGAUCCGAAAGCGAGAAUCACUUUUUUGGCAAGAUUAGCAAUCCAAAGUGCACUUUGGUUGAAUUUCUUAGCCACUUCGACACAGCUAUCGAAGCGCAAAGACAUGAGCAUCGAAAAACGAUCAUGACACUCGAUACACCAACCCUAAGCCGUGAAGUUAUGAUACGUGAGGAGGAUGUAACUGUUAAAUGUAACUGCAACAGGUUUGAGCAGUUUGGAUUGUUGUGCAGUUACAUUUUUUGUGUGUUAAGGAUUCUUGAUGUAAGGGAGUUUCCAAAACAAUAUAUAUUGAGGCGAUGGACGCGUAAAGCUGUGCCAAAUAGUUCCCCCGGGUCCAUUCUUACUGAUGGCGGUGAUCCAGAUCGUAGCGAGGAGGUCAACCGUUGUGUUCGUGAGAUUAGUCACGCAACUGAGUAUGUCGUGAACAAGUUGAUUUCAAAAUUUGAUCAGUUGUUGAGCACGACCACUAUCCGUGUUCCAGUUGGUACCAGGUUCAAGGGUUGUGGUUCUCAUAAACACCUCAAAUCUCAAAAGGAGCGAGCCAUAAGUCAGUCUGGAAGUAAACGGAGGCAAUGUUCAAUAUGUAAAAAAUAUGGUCAUAACAAUCGAACGUGUUGGAAAUACACCGUGGCCGUGCCUAAGGGAGGCACAUCGCGGAAUGCUGCUACAAUCGUUGAAGGUGAGGCUGCUACAAUUGUUGAAGGUGAUGGUCCUGGUUCCAACGAUGUUGAUGAUGUGUUUUACACAUCGGGAAAUGAUGCAGAUCUGGAUGACGAAGACAUGGCAGAGUAG
Helianthus annuus (common sunflower) is the source of this 879-nucleotide messenger RNA. Its product is annotated as protein FAR1-RELATED SEQUENCE 9-like. The transcript has 3 exons. The record is from RefSeq and is a predicted model, not a curated record. Bases 1 to 879 code for a protein of 292 amino acids. Gene Ontology annotation, biological process: regulation of DNA-templated transcription. Lineage: Eukaryota; Viridiplantae; Streptophyta; Magnoliopsida; Asterales; Asteraceae.